UCAAGCAUGCAAGAAAACGAAGAGAAGAAAAUUGAUGUGAAAUUGACUAAUGUUUAGGACGGUUGCUUAUCGCUUACGAGUGCUCCGUCGACAUCUGAGUACUGUAUCAAGAUCAAUACAACUUCGAGCUAUGUCUUCAAAUGAUAAACCAACUGCUGGCAUUAUAAUUAUUGGUGAUGAGAUUUUAAAAGGACACGUCCAAGACACCAACUCACAUUAUUUAUGUAAUGAGCUUUUUCAAAUGGGAAUCAAAGUUGAAAAGAUAACAGUAGUUGGUGAUGACUUGCAUUCAGUUGCAAAUGAAAUUGCAAGCUUUUCAUCCCAAUAUACGCACGUACUUACCUCUGGUGGAAUAGGGCCAACUCAUGAUGACAUCACUUUCAAAAGUGUUGCCAUGGCAUUUGAUGAAAGCCUAGAGCUGAAUGAUGAGCUGGUGGCACUUUGCAAACAAUUCUUUGGAGCUGAACACAGUCUGGAUUCUCCGCAGAUGAAAAUGGCUUUUGUAUGA
Anneissia japonica is the source of this 508-nucleotide messenger RNA. Its product is annotated as FAD synthase-like. The record is from RefSeq and is a predicted model, not a curated record. The transcript has 4 exons. Bases 50 to 508 code for a protein of 152 amino acids. Lineage: Eukaryota; Metazoa; Echinodermata; Crinoidea; Comatulida; Comatulidae.